Molecule: messenger RNA, 2017 nt
Organism: Siniperca chuatsi (mandarin fish)
Lineage: Eukaryota; Metazoa; Chordata; Actinopteri; Centrarchiformes; Sinipercidae
Exons: 3
Coding region: 681-1295 (204 amino acids)
Source: RefSeq, a predicted model, not a curated record
UCUCUGCUGAUUCCUCCAUGAGAGUACAACAGCAGCAAAGAUGCUGCUCCAACCUGUACUAUUUAUCCACACUGUGAAAAGCCUCUAUUGGGAAGUUCACUGCACCCAUGGGAAUGGCCUAAUUAAGAGUGAGUGCAAACUUACACAUACAGUUGUUGUACUUGUGUCCUUGUGACAUACCUCCACUGACAUCCAUGCCUGUGCCAUUAACUCUAACCUUAAACAUCUGUACUACAUGCCCAACGUGCAAUGCUUACCCCAAUCUAAACACUAAAUUAUAUUGUCACAGACACGCCAGGCUCCACUACACCACACACACACCGCACUCCCUCACCCGAGUACUAAUUCCAGUCACCUGUCACCAAUCACACACCUGCACCUAAUCAUCACUCCACUUCCCUAUAAAACAUCAUCCCUCACCUCAGUCAGUGUCCGGUCUCGUUAGGAAUAAAGACAGAAUUUCUACCUCCACAACGCCAUGGACUCACCCACGUGUCUACAAGACGUCUCCUUGUCUCCAGAACUCCAGUCUCAGUCCCGAACAUCGCCAGACUUCAGUUUGUAUCACUCCAGGUCCCGGUCCCGUGCAUCACCUCUCUCCAGCGUGUGUCUACUGAACCCCAGAACUAAUCUCUGACUAGCUAAAGGACGAAGACCGGACCUAACAACAGGAUUGCAGCAUGAGUGCCACGGAUCCGUUCCAGGAGUUGGUGGACAUCCUGUGCCGUGGCCUCAUCGCUCCACCAUCAACCACAUCCACCACCGCCACUUCCGCUUCCGCUCCAGUCACACCAGCAGUUCUGCCCUGUACCAGUCCCAUGGCCAAACCAGCGCCCUUCUCUGGCUCGGCGGAGGACUGCAAUGGUUUCAUCUUGCAAUGUUCCCUGGUCCUGGGGAUGCAAUCUUCAUGGAGGCAUUGGCUGGAGGGCGCCCAACAUCCCUUCACAGUAUUGACAGAUCACAAAAAUUUAGAAUAUCAAGAAGGCCAAACGACAAUCCUUGCCAGGCACGCUGGGCCCUGUCUUUCACUAGAUUCCAUUUCAAUAUCUCAUAUCGCCCCGGAACCAAGAACUCCAAAGCAGAUGCGCUAUCCCGUCUACACGCUCCUGAAGACACCACUGACAAGCAAACUGUGUCCCCUUCCGAUGCCCAACAGACCCUUCCCAUGGUCUGGAGAGCCCUCGGAGGUUCCCGCCUGUAGACUACUGGUUCAGAGAGAGCGAGAGGGUCUGGGACGUGGCUCACUGUCAACUCUGAAGAGCACUCUGCAGGCGCAGGUUGACAGUCGACCGUAGGAGAUCCACCACUCCAGAAUACCUACCCGGCCAAAAGGUCUGGCUAUCCACCUGCGACAUCAGGAUGCACCUGCCCUGCAGAAAGCUAAGUCCCAGAUUCAUUGGCCCCUUUACCAUUCUAGAACAAAUAAAUCCAGUCACGUACAAGCUCCAAUUGCCUGCACAGUAUAGGAUACACCUUACCUUUCAUGUCUCCCUACUCAAACUGUUUCAUCCUUCUGUUCCCAUCUCCAGAGCCUGGCGACCUGACAGAUCCCCCCCUUACCACUGAUCCUGGAGGACGGAGCCGCCUACCAAGUUUGAGAGAUCUUGGACUCCCGACGCCGUGGUGGCAACCUGGAAUACCUCGUGGACUGGGAAGGGUACGGUCCUGAGGAGAGGUCGUGGGUCCCCUGACAUGACAUCCUCGAUCCCUCUCUUCAAACAGAAUUCCACGCUGCCCAUCCAGAUUGGCCUGCCCCCCGAGGAAGAGGACGGCCAGCAUGAUGUCGGGGUCCCCAGUCCUCAGAAGCGGACCGUGGGGACGCCACGGACUCACCCACGUGUCUACAAGACGUCUCCUUGUCUCCAGAACUCCAGUCUCGGUCCCGAACAUCGCCAGACUUCAGUUUGUAUCACUCCAGGUCCCGGUCCCGUGCAUCACCUCUCUCCAGCGUGUGUCUACUGAACCCCAGAAUUCAUCUCUGACCAACUAAAGGACGGUAUCAUUAUCCUCUGCUCAU